This is a messenger RNA of Halteromyces radiatus, 1258 nucleotides long. RefSeq lists its product as uncharacterized. Gene Ontology annotation, cellular component: endoplasmic reticulum; membrane. NCBI's taxonomy places the organism in Eukaryota, Fungi, Mucoromycota, Mucoromycetes, Mucorales, Cunninghamellaceae. Gene Ontology annotation, biological process: fatty acid metabolic process; lipid biosynthetic process. The record is from RefSeq and is a predicted model, not a curated record. The transcript is spliced from 2 exons. Bases 49 to 1122 code for a protein of 357 amino acids. Gene Ontology annotation, molecular function: iron ion binding; fatty acid 2-hydroxylase activity.
UUUCAUCAACCCUCUUCUUUAUAUAUUAUUCUUUUACAACUAACUUUAAUGAAAGUAUAUUCUUUAGAACAAGUGGAGGCACAUGCCAGUUUAGAUUCAUGUUGGAUGGUAUACAAAGGAAAAGUAUAUGAUGUGACUCCAUUCGCCAAAGAUCAUCCAGGAGGUCAAGAUAUCUUUCUCCAGUUUGCUGGUGCCGACGUGUCAAGUAUUCUUUCAGAUAUCUCUGUACAUGAACAUUCUGAUUCGGCAUAUGAUUUAUUGGAAGAAUAUUGUAUUGGUGUUUUAUCAACAACAACGACAAAAGUAUUGGAAGACACGACAAGUUUACAAAAACAAACGGCACAAUUAGGUCAUGAACGCGAUCGACUUUUUCUUGAUCUCAAUAAACCUUUAUUUCCUCAACUUUGGCAUGCUACUUAUUCCAAGGCAUUUUAUUUGGAACAAGUUCAUCGACCACGUUAUACUCCUCAUUACGUACCUUAUUUUGCUGACCCUGUAUUGGAUAUUUUAUCACGUACUACUUGGUAUACUGUACCUAUGCUUUGGCUUCCUUUUAUUCUAUAUCAAUUAUGGUGUUCUCUUGACUUGAAUCAUCAAUCCUCUGCUGCUGGUACUAUACUGACUUUGAAAGGAUUUAUGGGUGGUGUCUUCUUUUGGACUUUGUUGGAAUAUGGUCUUCAUCGAUUUUUGUUUCAUUUAGAUGAUUUUCUUCCAGAUCAUCCGAUUGCCUUAUUGGUCCAUUUCACAUUACAUGGUAUUCAUCAUUAUAUGCCUAUGGAUAGAUUACGAUUAGUGAUGCCUCCUGCUUUGACCAUAGUGAUCAGUUUUCCAAUUUUUAAAUUAGCUAAUGUUUUGUUUAUGGCGGCAACAGCACAUGCAUUUAUGGCGGGCGCUUUCUUUGGUUAUGUGUGCUAUGACAUGGUUCACUAUUAUCUACACCAUGCAAAAGUGAUGGAACUCCAUUUCAAAGAAAUGAAACGAUAUCAUUUAGCUCAUCAUUACAAGGAUUUUGAAAGUGGAUUUGGUAUUACUUCGAAGUUAUGGGAUUAUGUCUUUGGUACGGUAUUGGAAUUACCUAUGGAAGAAACCCUUUCAACCAUAAACAACAAAACAAUAUCAUAGCAACAAUAUUACAUACAUACAGAUACGUACAUACAUACUUCUCUUUCUUUUUAUAUAUAUUUAUAUAUUUAUACAUACCCCCCCCUCUCUCUCUCCCCUCUUUUAUCUUUCUCCUUUCGUUUUAUAUAUAUUUUAU